Messenger RNA from Saprolegnia parasitica CBS 223.65, 213 nucleotides. RefSeq lists its product as hypothetical. The coding region runs from base 1 to 213 and encodes 70 amino acids. The transcript is spliced from 2 exons. The record is from RefSeq and is a predicted model, not a curated record. NCBI's taxonomy places the organism in Eukaryota, Oomycota, Saprolegniomycetes, Saprolegniales, Saprolegniaceae.
AUGUCGAUCGUGACGCUGCAGCUCGGGCAAUGCGGCAACCAGCUCGGCUACGCGCUCUUUGACAAGCUAGCGACCGAGCUCGAGGCGCCACUGGAGAUGGACAUCUUCUUCCGCGGUCCGUCGUCCACGGCGCGGGCAGUGCUCAUCGACAUGGAGCCCAAGGUCGGCGACGGCCCAUCCGAGACGCGGGCCUCGAUCCCAACAGGAGCGUAG